AUGCGCGUUGCAUUGUGGGAAUAUAAAUACAGCGCAGGACAGCGGGGAGCACAAAGGAAUGAAAACAGCACCUCAAAAAACUUUUAACUUCAGCCUAGUGUGAUGUAAAUUAAUGUGAGCUUUUAUUCAACUGUGAGUUUUGGCGGCUGGCAGGCUGACAACUGCCUGAGAAGCGCAGGGAAUGUGAGUAAUUGGAGGGAAGCGGCAGGGCGCACCGCUGUCUCCGACUAUCGCUGCUUUUUGUCAGCUGAGCUGUUUGCAUCCCGAGGCCCAGCCGAUAUAACGGGCCUCAUCAGAGAAGGACCCAUUUCCUGUACCCAGUCAUAAACUGACCAUCAUGGGGGUCAAAACCUUCACCCACAACUCAACCUCCCACAGCCAGGAGAUGCUGGAGAAGCUUAACGCUUUACGCAAUGAGGGUCACUUAUGUGAUGUCACCAUUCGGGUCCAAGACAAGCUCUUCCUGGCCCACAAAGUGGUCCUGGCCUGCUGCAGUGAAUUCUUCCGUUCCAAACUGGUGGGCCGGCUAGAGGAGGAGGACAAGUUUGUGUUGGACCUUCAUCAUGUGACCGUUAGUGGCUUCGCUCCUCUGUUGGAAUAUGCCUACACGUCUACCCUUUCUAUUAGCACAGAAAAUAUAAUAGAUGUGCUAGCAGCUGCAAGUUACAUGCAGAUGUUUGCUGUUGCUAGCACAUGUUCGGAGUUUAUGAAGUCUAGUAUUCUGUGGAGCCCGAGUAACAACAGCAACACUAACAGCAUUACAGCAGAUAAACCACAUGAAUCAGCACCAGAGAGCGCCUCAUCAAACUGUGCCCUGACGCCGUUGGAUGGCAGCGUGUCACCUGUUUCGUCUGACUGCAGCGUGAUGGAGAGAAACGUUCCUAUAUGCCGUGAAUCACGACGGAAACGCAAAAGCUUUGUAACAAUGGCAUCGCCAGAGAGUCCGCUCAAAUGCACUACACAGAUGGUCGCCACCUCACCGCAGAUCCCCAACCCGUCCCCUUCAUUCUCAGACAGCACAGCCCAGCCUGUGGAGUCCUCCCUGGCCUUCCCAUGGACUUUCCCGUUCGGUAUUGACCGGAGGUUCCACUCAGACAAAUCAAAGCUCCCAGAGAGCCCUCGUUGCUUAGAGCAGGGCACCCCAGGGACCUCCGAGGUGAUAGUCGGCCGACGGCUCAGUGACUUCCUAACGUGUGAAAGCUCCAAGGCGGCGUCGUCGCCAGUGCCGGCAGAGGAGGAAGAUGUGAGGGUGAAGGUGGAGCGUCUCAGUGAUGAGGAGGUCCAAGAGGCAUCCUCGCAGCCCGUCAGUGCCUCCCAGAGCUCGCUGAGUGACCAGCAGACGGUUCCAGGGAGUGAGCAGGUCCAAGAGGAGCUCCUCAUCAGUCCACAGUCCUCCUCUAUAGGGUCGAUGGAUGAGGGAGUGUCUGAAGGCUUGCCGUCAAUGCAGAGCACCUCUAACACUGGAGGACACGCAGAAGAUGAUGAAAGGUUAGAAGGUAUUCAGUACCCAUAUCACCUCUAUAUCAGCCCCUCAGCCAGGCCUGGCACCAAUGGCCCCGACAGGCCCUUCCAAUGUCCAACCUGCGGAGUCAGAUUCACACGCAUUCAAAACCUGAAGCAGCAUAUGCUCAUACACUCCGGCAUUAAGCCUUUCCAGUGUGACCGCUGUGGGAAAAAGUUCACACGGGCCUACUCCCUAAAGAUGCAUCGGCUGAAGCACGAAGGUAAACGCUGUUUCCGGUGCCAGAUUUGUAGCGCCACAUUCACGUCCUUCGGUGAAUAUAAGCACCACAUGAGGGUCUCCCGACACAUAAUCCGCAAGCCGCGGAUUUAUGAGUGCAAAACGUGCGGGGCCAUGUUCACCAACUCUGGCAAUUUAAUUGUACACCUGAGGAGUCUGAACCAUGAGGCAUCCGAACUAGCAAACUACUUCCAGAGCAGUGAUUUCCUCGUGCCCGACUACCUGAGCCAGGUACAGGAAGAGGAGGAGGCGCUGGGAGUCCAGUAUGAGCUAGAGGAGUCCGAACAUCACCCCGUCUACCCGGGCAGCACCUCCACCACCACUGCAGCAUCGUCCUCCUCCUCAGUCCAGAUGCCCGUCAUCUCCCAGGUCUCCUCCUCUACCCAGAAUUGCGAGAAUUCCUCCGGCUUCCUUUCACCCGAACCCCUGGACCCCCUGGAAGCCCCAGCCUCCCUCAAGAUGGACGCCGAUGAGACGGCCGCCAUGACGGAGGACACCAAGUUGGACAACAGUGUAGACGGCAGUUCCCCAGAGGUGUUUGAAGAAGAGCAGCAGCAGCAGCAUGCCCAGGGCAAGGAGCUGGCUUCCAUUACCAUAGAGUGAUUCAAGCCUUCUGCUUUCCCACCAUGUCUUAUUUUGCAGUCAUGUCAUAUGGGAAUAUCUGUUGAAAUGCCUUUGCCGCUAAAAGGGAUAACUUGGACAUGUGCACAUGUUGAAACCUCAUCAUGUGAAGCGAUCAAGACGCCAUUAUUGAGGUUUUCUUAAGACGUCCACAAGCAACACAGAUGCACUUAUUUGAGUUCACGUUUUACGACAAGCCAAAUCAAGCAAAGUAAGUUAUCAUUUUCUUUGUUUAAAUGAUUUUCCCCAAACUUGACUGAAGCAAUUUUCUUGUUGGUGACAUGAGAUUUCAUAAAAUCUGAGUUAAGUCUAUCUCCAAACCUGAGUUUCAAAGUAGUAGUAUUUAGCGAUGCACCGGUCCCAUUAUGUGAUUGGGCCGACACUGACUCAAAUAGCCUAAUCAGGUAUCGUGACAAUGGGGCCGAUCUAUUCAAAUGAAAUAUACAUUAUAUACUGGAAUUUGUAUUCCUGUUUAAGUUUUAAAUAAUUUAUUGCUGCAUAUAAAAAGGUUUACACUUAUAUUGUAAGUCCUGUUAAUUUUGAAGUUUUUCUUACCAAGUUGCUGGUGCACAAUUUAUUAUUUUAAUAAUAUAAUUAUUAUAAUUAUAAAUAAUAUAUAAUUUAUUUUAAUAAUACGUCACAAUUCAGUAAUUGUAUAUCAAUGUAUUUAUGUAUUAGAUUUUGAUAUACAAAGUUAGGAAAGAAAUGUUAAAGUUGAGUCUGAUAUUGCCUUACAUGUAAAACAGGGGUCUCAAACUCAAUUUACUUGGGGGCCGCUGCAAGUAGAGUCUGGGUUUGGCUGGGCCGCAUCAAGUAUUAAAAAAAAAACCUCUAUUUCCUCAAAAAAAAAGGCGCGGAACUGCCGGUGCUUUAAACCCCUAGAUCUGAUAUGGUUGGUGCAUUUCACAACAACAGACAUCACAUUGUCAAACCUCAGGCAUUUGCCGCAAAGGGUACUUAGCUAGCUUUACAACCGUUACGCUGCUGUCAGGAGACUACUACGGUAGCCCAUAAGUGACAUGCACAAUGACAAAAAGUUUCAGUUUCAGUUUUCACGCGCGGGCCGCACUAACACUUUACUUUGAUGUCAAGUAGGGGGCCACAAAAUAUCAUCCCGCGGGCCGCAAUUGGCCCCCGGGCCGCGAGUUUGAGACCCAUGAUGUAAAAGAAUGAUCCCAGUCUCUUCCACACACGGAGGCAUACAGCUUAUUAAUUUAACAAUGGUGUCGGAAUCAGGACUGAAAAGUUGGACCGGUGCAUCCCUAGUAUUUUUCAAAUGAAGCAAGUGAACAGGAAUUUUUUUUUUUUUUUUUGAGUCGUUUUUAGGAAGGUUUCUUUUUCCCAUAUGACGUGAGUGCAGCUCCAGCUAUAGUCAUUUCUAUCUAGGCAGUUUGAGGUCUGUUAAAUCCAAGCCUUGCCCUACUUUUGGAAAGUGCCUGAGAGUUCCCAUUUGAGCAAAGCAACGCGUAAAGGAAAAAGAGGUCUUGACUUUGCCAACAGUGACAAAUCAAGUCUUUGCAAACUGAGCUAAAAAAAAACCCAUUGUAUUUCAUUUAUAGUGAUAAUGCUAGUUUGUAUGGGCAGAGACUGUGUUAUUCCUUCAGUGCCGUUGCUAUAGGCAAACUGUUUAAUGUCAAUAUUAUCUAUAUUGCAAUAGCUUGUACUGUAGUUUUACUAUUUGAAUGCUGUGUAUGUUGAGUGUUGUGAAAUAUGAUAUGUCAGGUGUGUGUGUAUGUGCAUUUCUUUUUUUUAUCUAUAUAAACAAAGUACAUUUCAUUUUUAAAUGUUUUAAAACUUGAAAUUAUAUUGACUGAGUAUUCCCUCAAGACAUUUGUGCAGUGUGUGUGUAUAUAUUUUUUUUUCUGACACAUUACACUUUUUUUUUUUUUUAACACUGUUGUAAAAUCUAAUCUUGCAUCUCCAAAAAACUAAAUGCUAAUAGUUUAGUAAGACUUGGAUCAGCACUGAUGCAUCUUUUGUUUCAAAAUAAACCAAAUAAAUCACUGAAUAAGACAAAACUUCAUGUAAAACACACAUUUUUUUAAUUUGGAGUUACAAGAUUUUCUCACAACUGCCGUGUUCCAUUCCCAAUUGGACUCCUACAAUAUGAUAAUGUAGCAUUUCAUCUGAGUUGAAAUUAGGCCUGCUUGUGAAAUUGCAUUUUUGUUUCAAAAUAUUUUUGUGCUCAGAAUAUUGAUAUCUCACAUGUCUUUUAAUUUUUGGUUAUCCUGAUUUACAAACAGGUACACUGCUAAUAUUCAAGGAUAUUGCAUGACUGUUGAAGUGAUGUUUCACUUAGGUACGACACGAUUGUCUUUUCUUUUUUUAAGUUAUAUCCUUGUUUGACUUUGUGAGGGAUAAACCAAGAAUAUUAUGUUGUGUGUGUUUGGAUUUUUUUCCUUUACCUAAGUUAUCACAAAGGGAAAAACUACAUUGUGAAAAAUUCCCUGACUAAAAUUUAAAAAAAAUCCCUACGUCUGCAGCCGGGGAAGCAGGAAGUGAUGAUGCAAACAGAUUAUGAUUGCUAUCUGUGAUGGCCCAUUUACAGUCAGAACAGAUUACCAGGUUAUUUGGUGGCAUGUGAUCGUAUUGCUUUAAAAGCAAUAAGAGCAUAAUAGCUAAUAGGUGAAUGUGAAUACUGUGAGUUAAAUCAUUGUAAAUGAUAAAUAUAUUGCAAGAGCUUGUCCUUAAACUGCACAGUUUGGCAGUAGACGUUACUAAUUUCAUUAACUUUAAUGCUGUUGUUGGGUCAAACUUCCAAUUCUUGGUAUCUGUAUUGUGCCAACAUGGUUGUAAUUGUCUACUUGUGCCUGUAUUUUGAGAAGAUAAUGAUGCCCAUGGUAAUAAUCCAUGAGUUGAAUGCUACUGACUGUGUACGUUGUUUAUUGUUUAUUUUCUGUCGCCCCCUGAAAGUAAUGCAAACAGCCGACAUUAAGGAUUAUCACAGCAGGAUGUUAGACCUCAUAUAUACAGGGUUGAUUGUAAAUGUAAAGAUGAAUAUUGCUGUGAUGAGGACAUCAGUAUUACCCUGUCCUUAUCAUUGAAAUUCACUGAGAGCUGUCUUAAUAAGAGCAUGCGUCUCCCUGCGCCAUCCGAUCAGUCACUUUUUCAAAGUUGUGCCAUUUGCCCUUUUUAUCUGGGUACAAAUCGUGCUUUUUCCUACAGGACCAAAUGUUCUCUAUCUCAUUGGGGAUUUGCCAUGGCAAUCAGUAAAUGCACAUAAUAAAAGAGAGAUAAUCAUUCGAAAUGGUCCAUGCUAUUUAGCAAAAGGGUCCUGCUGUUUUGCCCUUUACACUGUAUGAUGUUGUGCAUUUGAGAGGCUAGCCUUAGUAAAUGGACCUAUUAACUCUAGUUGCACAAUAUCAACAUUAGAAAAAUCUUUUCUAUUCUCCAUUUGUAUGUCAUGCUUUUCAUCUGUUGUGUUUGGUGUGUAUUCAAACAACUUUUAUAAUGAAAUGCUGCUGUUUGUUGAAACGCAAAAGUGCCCAAAAUAUUUUUGUGAACCAAUAGUGUGCAAUAAAUAGACAGGUGUGGUUUUAAAAGAUUUCAUUUUGUCUUUGGAAUGGUGAAUUAUAUAUAUAUAUAUAUAUAAAUAAAAAAGAAUGUAUAAUUUAGUUUAAUUAAAAUGUGACUGAAGGUGAAUCAAAUGGGCAAGGACCCCAUUUGAUCUGUGAAACAAGGAACAAAGCUUUGAUAGCAAACAAAUGGUUCUAUUCAGCUCCUUUCUGUUUGUUUCUAAUGUUGCAUGUUCAUAUCGUUCUGUGAAGUGGAGAGCAUGUCUUCAGUUGGCGAUGCAUUCUGUCAAGGCCUUAUUUGUCGAUGACUUUUCAUCCAGCUUUGAUCUGUUGUUCCGCAUGCCCUCUUGUUUUCUGUACGUUAUCCCUUUUAAGUGCAAUGUUUUAAAAUAUGAUUAUAUACAGGACAUGCCUUCUCAAUGUACACUUGAUGUUGUAUAUGUUUUCCAGUCCUUAUGGUUUAUUUAAAAGUAUGAAAAUAUAAGAAAAAAAACAUGGUAGCUCUUCAUAAUGACAUAUAUUUUUGGUGACUUUUGUAUUAUGGUUGCUGUUUCAUGGCAUCUUUGGAUAUUCUUGUUAAAUGUGAAUAGAACAGCUUAGUUUGGUAGUAUGGGGGGGGCCUUGGUAGUCUUCAGUUUGACUGUCUGCAGCGUGUGUAUAUAUAAAUAUAUAGUAUAUACACUCAUACUAUGUUGCAUAUUCUUUAUACUGUAGGCUUCUUGAUUACAACCUGCUUUGAGACAGAUGUUGUAUUUUGUGUCUUUGAUACUGUAUUUAAACUGUAGUUUGGAGAAACUGUACAAAAACAUCCCAGAUAGUAAUGCAACGUGCACAUUGUAUAGGGAGAAAUGACGUUUGUGGUGUUGUGGAGUGUUUUAACUGGAUCAUAUUCCACAGUUGGCUGUUAAAAACUGACAAGACCACUCUGUAUUUUAGACUUCAUGGUUGUUUUGAAUCUUUGCAAGUGUUCUGGCUUUGCAGUCCUGUUAUUAAAAAGAGUCGUUUUUGUAAAAGUAUAAAAUGUAAAUAAAU
Molecule: messenger RNA, 6909 nt
Organism: Etheostoma spectabile (orangethroat darter)
Lineage: Eukaryota; Metazoa; Chordata; Actinopteri; Perciformes; Percidae
Gene: zbtb44
Product: zinc finger and BTB domain containing 44
Exons: 6
Coding region: 338-2344 (668 amino acids)
Biological process (GO): regulation of transcription by RNA polymerase II
Molecular function (GO): protein binding; RNA polymerase II cis-regulatory region sequence-specific DNA binding; DNA-binding transcription factor activity, RNA polymerase II-specific
Source: RefSeq, a predicted model, not a curated record